Messenger RNA from Caenorhabditis briggsae, 801 nucleotides. It is a transcript of the gene Cbr-glb-12, whose product is annotated as Protein CBR-GLB-12. Gene Ontology annotation, molecular function: heme binding; oxygen binding. The record is from RefSeq and is a predicted model, not a curated record. The coding region runs from base 1 to 801 and encodes 266 amino acids. The transcript has 6 exons. NCBI's taxonomy places the organism in Eukaryota, Metazoa, Nematoda, Chromadorea, Rhabditida, Rhabditidae.
AUGGGUGCCACUCUCUGUGCUCCGAAGAAGAAGAAAACGCAAGUCGGUGCGUCGUGGGUUGGAAAUGAAUCUGAAAAUCCAUUCGACACUAAUCUGAACAAGAAGGAUCGCACACUUCUGAGAGAAACUUGGCAGCGUUUGGAAGAGCCGAAAGACAUCGUUGGCCUCAUUUUCCUGGAUAUUGUCAAUGAUAUCGAACCGGAUCUGAAGAAAGUUUUUGGAGUCGAUCGGGCUCCACGAGCAGCAAUGCUGAAAAUGCCCAAAUUCGGGGGACACAUUUUGAGAUUUUAUGAAUUCAUGGAGCAGCUAACAUCAAUGCUGGGCACAUCUGAAAAUCUAACAGGAGCUUGGCAAAUGGUUCGAAAAACGGGACGGAGUCAUGUUAAACAAGGAUUCUUGGAACAAAAUCAGAAUCAGAUGGAGAAGAACUAUUUCGAAGUAGUGAUAAAUGUAUUCAUCGAGCGGUUGAUUCCAUAUUUAACGGGUGAACAAGAACUUCCACCAGCGGAAGGAAAAGAACAAAAGAAAGUUCGAUUCGCUCAAAACUACACGACAUCUCAAAUUGCCGACGUUUGGAAGAAGUUCCUAAACAUAGUAAUUAGUCAAAUGACUGAUUCAUUCGAACUGGAAAGAGCCAAACAGAAGAGUGCUCAGACAACAAAGGCUCUCGCACCACAUCAACAUGUCGAGAUCUCUGAAAGGAAAAAGAAGAAAGUGGCGGAGAAACAAAGUGAAAUCGAAAACACAGCAGCUUCGAAUGAGCCGAAAGAGCAAGAGCAAAUGUUUGAGGAUCCUUUCUGA